Jaculus jaculus (lesser Egyptian jerboa) is the source of this 1600-nucleotide messenger RNA. RefSeq names its product gamma-glutamylamine cyclotransferase (gene Ggact). The record is from RefSeq and is a predicted model, not a curated record. NCBI's taxonomy places the organism in Eukaryota, Metazoa, Chordata, Mammalia, Rodentia, Dipodidae. The transcript has 6 exons. Bases 656 to 1105 code for a protein of 149 amino acids. Gene Ontology annotation, molecular function: gamma-glutamylaminecyclotransferase activity.
AGACCUGGCAUUCGUUAUUGUUUAGCCCCUCAUUCAAUAAAUGGUGUGUGCUGUGUGCCCAAGCCCUCCUCAGUCCUGAUGGAACAAAGUAGACGACUCUUUGGGAAUUGAAACUGUCAGGAAGGCCAGCCAGAAUCUUGACAAAGGCUGUGUUCACUAAGAUGCCUAGGAGCAGUCCCACCGCUGGAGCGCCCACUCUGCUCCACUGACACCAGUGGUGUGUAUUGCCCAGACCCAUCAUUCAUUUCCACGCCUGGCCCCAUAGACAGUGCUAAGCUGCAAGUUGCUGACUCAGUAAGUCCAUAAAUGCGGCCUGAGAGUGCAUUUUUAAAUACCAACCUGCUUCAGGAAUGGGAGCAUAUUGAAGAGAUGCUUAGCUGUCAUUGCAGCACAUGGGAAGUGGAGCAGGACUGAGAACUGGAUGUUUGGUCCAUGUGGAUUUCCUGGCCAUCCUAUAAGCGAGGCAUACUUACCCCGUGUCCUGUGAAAAGAUUCUGAAGUUGAAAGCUUUUAAGACUGUGACUCACCAUUUUGCUAGAUUUCACGUAGCCACAUCUUUGAACAAAACCACAUACAGUCCCCACAGGGACAAGCUGCUUCCUGAAGGAUCUGUGUGAGCUUUCCAAAAUACAAUCAGAAAAGGCCCGGAAGGGGGAUGGCCCACGUCUUUGUGUACGGCACCCUGAAGCGAGGCCAGCCCAACCACAAGGUCAUGCUGGACUGCGCCAACGGCUGGGCUGCCUUUAGGGGCCGCGGGGUCACGAUGGAGCCCUUCCCGCUGGUGAUCGCGGGCAAGCACAACAUCCCGUGGCUGCUGUGCCUGCCCGGCCAGGGCCACUGCGUGGCGGGGGAGAUAUACGCCGUGGACGGGCAGAUGCUGCGCUUCCUCGACGACUUCGAGGGCUGCCCUGACAUGUACCAGCGCACGGCCGUGCAGGUGCGCGUCCUGGAGUGGGAGGGCGCGGGCAGCCCGGGGGACAGCGUGCAGUGCUUUGUGUACACGACGGCCACGUACGCGCCCGAGUGGCUCCGCCUCCCCUACCACGAGAACUACGACUCGGAGGGUCCACACGGGCUGCGCUACAACCCCCGGGAAAGCAGGUGAGGCGCCGUGCAGCCCUGAGCCCGGUGUGCACGUCACCACAGCCGGGAAAUCUCCCUUUUGGCGGCACAACUUCUGCGGCGAUCUGUACGUCCUAGUAACAUGACGGAUGUCUCCGCGAGUCUUUCUGCUGCUACGUUAUUGCUUGUUGUUGGAGGCGGCCCAGGAGCUUGCGUAUGUUAAACCAGAAAAGCUUCAGGUUUUAAUUCUCCUAAAUGGCAUCUAGAGGGCUCAUAUGUUGCCAAACUUUUCUUUUUUCGCUUUACUUUAACCUAAGGGUCAUAUCUUCAAUGACCAAAGACUGCUGCAUUUAGGUUUUAGCCGUUGAUUGUAUUGACUCUGGCCUGUAUCACCUGGGGGCUGGGGGGUAGAUAAGCCUGAUUUUUGAUGGCUUAGUAAAAAACUCAGAGAAACUCUGUACCCAGGCAUGUACUGCAUCACUCCUCACCGUUCUCAGAUUAGACACCAACUACUAAAGAUGUCCAUGUAAAGUAGGAA